This is a messenger RNA of Colletotrichum orchidophilum, 1143 nucleotides long. RefSeq lists its product as uncharacterized. The transcript has a single exon. Bases 1 to 1143 code for a protein of 380 amino acids. The record is from RefSeq and is a predicted model, not a curated record. NCBI's taxonomy places the organism in Eukaryota, Fungi, Ascomycota, Sordariomycetes, Glomerellales, Glomerellaceae.
AUGAGAUUCUCAACCCUCGCAGCUGGCCUCCCCCUCGUGGCGGCGGUUCCUCAGGGCCAUUCCUUCAAGCAUACGAACAGGACUUGUAAGAGUCUCGUCCUUGAUCAAGCGCCCGAGACCUUACAGCCUUACGUCCUCCGCAAGGGCUCCGGCCGUGCCGUCUCCGUCGGUGCGCAAGUGUACCGCUUUUCCGUCACAGGCAACUCCUCGGCUGGCGCUUUCACCGUAAUGCAGACCAACGCCCCAGACUCGUCCGACCUGGGCGUGCUCCCCCAUAUUCAUAAGGUCCAUUACGAGAACUUCUAUUGCACAAAGGGCCAGCUCCAGCUCUGGGCCAAAACCAACAGCUCCGGCGAGCAGGCCCGCCUCCUUACCCCCGGAGACUACGGCGCCGUGCCCCAUAACACGAUCCAUACUUUCCAAAUCACCGACCCGGAUACCCAGCUUACGGGUGUUAUCCAGCCCGGCGGCUUCGAGGAACUCUUCGUUGCUAUCGCUAACUCUGACUUCGUCUCCCCUAUGGGCUCUGAGUUCGUCCCCACCGCCUCCUCCGGCUCCUCCUCCGGCUCCGACCCGGCCCAGAUCUCCGCUCUCGAAGCCUUUGACGUCUACGCCCAUCUCGACUUUAACCCCCGCUACGACCUUGUUAACGGCAGCGCCGGCGGCCCAGACACUUGGCACACCGCCCCUAACACCCUUGCGCCCGACACCGUUACCCCUAAUUUCAUUGCUAAAAACCGUGGGCCAAAGUACCUUAAUACUGACGGCGGCGUCUACCACCUUAUCGCCCCCUUAGCGACGGCCAAUCAGACGGCUAAUAACUUCACCAUGGGCACCGUCACUUUGAGUCCCCUAUUGUCCAACCAGACAGCGAUUAAAAUAAACCCUAACCAGCCCCUGGCCUUCCAGCUUGAGGAGGGCGCCCUCGAGGUCACCGUCGAAGGGUACGACGUCGUAACGUUGAUUCAAGGCGACCUCGUCUUUAUCCCCGCCGGUACGGCCUUUACCUACGCCGCGUCGGCCACCUUUACCAAAUUCUUAUAUAUCAGCGGCGGCGGUGACGGCUUCGACUACCAGCUCCUUCAGCGCGCUGUGCCUUGGGAGUUUGCCACCUACCCCGUCAACGCCGGCUUUACCGUGUAG